UGCGCAGGAGUCGCGUUUGCGGUGACAACAUUAAUGUAUCGCACAUACAAAAAAAUAUCGUUAUACUUUUAAAUAAAUCAAACCUUGAUUUGUGAAUGUUACGUAUAAAGUUUGAAUUCAAAGUUUAAUCUCAAACAAGUGCCACGAAAAAGUGAAGCUGCAUAUUUUAAGUUUACCUGUGUUUUGAUCAUGCUAUAAUUACAAAAUGGAGGAUGUGUAUACAAUUAAAGUGAAAACUAAACCUGAUACGAGAAAUUUAUACCCUUCUGAGAGAAGGUACUCUGCUUCCACGGUUUCUGGACUGGCAUGGGUCCAUAUUGCAUUAGCAUCUACGUCAUUUUUACUAGCUUGCCUCGCGUUAGUCAACCCUAAUGCCGAAGAAUCAGUAUUACUUGAAAAAAAUGAAACUUCUACAGAUAAUUCUACUGAAGUAUUACAGGAAACAACGAAUAAUACAUAUAUACUUAUUUUAGCACCUUCUUUGAUUACAUUUUUUGCGCUCGCAGCGGGAAUUGCAUCAAUAUUCGCUUCGAUAAGAUGGUAUAUAGACAGAAAUAUAACAUGGCUCUUCGUAAUGUCAACAUUAUCGACUUUAAUAUCGUUUGUCUCUUUUACAAUGGUAAUAGUUUGGCUUAUAUCAACAGAAGAUGAUAUAUCGGAUUUUUAUAAGGAUAAAAUACCUUUUAAAGACAUAAUUAUUAUCAAACAUAGUGAUAUUAUUGAGAGAAACAAUUCCCAUUUUGUUAUACCACGCAACUCUACGGAAGUUAAAGAGGAUGUGUCUAAAUUGUUUACGAAGCGUGUACUAUCAAUAAAUAUAUUGAUUGCAGCAUUCCUUGAGCUGUUAUGGUCAAUAUUGAGCGUUAAGAUAUCUUACAAAGGUAUGCGAAGUAAUUAUAAAGAGGACAAUGAGAGACGCGGCAAUUGUAUAUCUGUCGUAACCACAAUUAAGGGUAACAAUACGAAAAAGAGACCUAUCAACGGAAAAUUCAACCCAAAACCAGAUUUGAUAGAUCACUAUCCGAGUCGGAAGAUCAAAAAGAUAUUCCUAGCUCAGAAUGACAAUGGUUUUUAUUUGAAGAAUCAAAAUAACAAAAACAAGCCGAAUACUGAGACGAGUUCGGAGUUUUAUAAAGAAAGGAUGUUAAACUUUUUAAAUAGAUGUGCCGAAGGAGUUUCUAAUGCUGAAAUGCGGACACCAAGCGUGCAAUCAGAGGCUGUGCUUAACCCGAUCCCGGAAGUAGCUAGCGUCGACAUUAAUAUACACGAAAAUGUUAAACAAGAAACUAAAGAAUCAAACAGAGUAACACCAGUGAGUUGGGGCGAUACACCAGAACAUACAGUUUACAACCAGAACACGAUAAAUUUUGACAAAAUCUUCAGUUUUAGAAAAAAACCCGAAGUAGAAACAGAAAAAGUGGAAGAAACUAGUGAAAACGCUCAGUAUACCCAAUAAUGCGUGACAGGAGAAGUGAAGAAAGUGUACGUUUUUGCGUAAUUAUAUAGCUUCAUGGAAUGGAGAAAAAUGAUCGACAGAACUCUCGCAAACAUCUGGAGCCUUAAUCAGUAACUUUUCCACAGAUUGCGAACAGCGGUUUGAUUGUGUAAAUAAAAUUAAUAGCUCCAUAUGUCAAACAGCUAGUUUAAAUUAUGGAGUGAACGCAUGACAAGAAAUCGCAUUGUGGCACGUUGUCGUGUCGAGAAUCGAGAUGCGAUAAAAAGUCGUGAAAUCUACGAUGUGCAAUGUAAGAAAUCGGAAGUAUACGAUUUCAUGUCGUAAUACGAUGCACGGUACGACGCUUACAAUACGAUAUCGUUAAUUUUAUCAUGUAUUGUUAAUUAUAUCUUCAGUCUUCUUUUCUUUUCUUUUCUCCGAAGGCACAGUAAGUGGUUUCAACAAGGUUAAUAAUUACUCGAUCUUCAUUAAUGUUUAAUUUGUCAUUUAUCUUCGAAAGUUGAACAUCAAAUGCGAGGCAGAUUUUUUACCAUGUGCGUCGUAGAUUUUCACGACACGACAUAGGGAUGUUAUACGAUGCGAUGCGAUGUUUUAGCACAAUGUCGAUACAGACUGAAUCUAUGCGACGCGUAACUGGAUACAGCUAGUAUGUUUAUAAAAAAAUAUUGUAAUGCAAUUAUUUAGUCUAGUUAUGAAAACAUUGUUUUGACCUCGGUACAUUAGCCCGACGGGGCCGAAAAGAAAUCUACAUUACGAGACCAUUGAAUUUACUCGACAAAUUUUAAGGGUCCACCCGAAGAUUGCCAGCGAGACACCCGUUACUAUACCACCAUAAACCACGAACUUACGAGUUAGGUGAAUAGUUUCUAAUAUUAAUAGGAUGUAAUUUUUUAUAGCAGCUAUAAAAUAAUAAAAAGGUUUAAAAGGAGGGAUUCAUACACGAAAUUUGUUUGUUGCUUAACAUUAAUAAUGUUUUAAUACUACUAUUUGGAAAUCUUUUAUGUGCAAGUCUAUUUCGCACUCAGUUGGUUGCAGGUACUUACAAUAAAAGCCUAUAAAUGUACACUAACUAAGCACUAGACACAAUUACAAAUACCCAUGGCUUUCCCUACAUUUCAGUCAUGAAGCUAUAAACGUCAUGACUGAUAGGCACGUUCCGUCUAUAUUUUUCCUCAAUUCUGCGAAUUUCUAUAAUGCUUGCAGAUUGUUGCAAGUUGCAAGUUUAUGGACCAUUAAAGUGGACAGGCAAUGAUUAUGUCGAUACUCUUAAUAACGCUUAAUAAUUACUUAAGACGAUAUCGGUUUUCAUAUUUUUAUACUACGGUACAACCAUAGCUUAUGCCAUGGUUCUUUAACGGAAUAUUGCUCGUGUCAAACUUUCCAAGACCAACAAACUCAUCUGCCAAGACGGCUGGGUUAAAAACAAAUCUGUCAAAUGUGAGUCGGCGCAUUAUUCUUGUACCUGUCUUGUCUUAAAUAGUUUCUAUGGCGGCCGAUUGGCGCAGAGGGUAGCAACACUGCUUUCUGAGUCCAAGGCUGCGGGUUCGAA
Messenger RNA from Pararge aegeria (speckled wood butterfly), 3005 nucleotides. RefSeq lists its product as uncharacterized. NCBI's taxonomy places the organism in Eukaryota, Metazoa, Arthropoda, Insecta, Lepidoptera, Nymphalidae. The coding region runs from base 206 to 1456 and encodes 416 amino acids. The record is from RefSeq and is a predicted model, not a curated record. The transcript has a single exon.